Branchiostoma floridae (Florida lancelet) is the source of this 1746-nucleotide messenger RNA. RefSeq names its product somatostatin receptor type 5-like. Lineage: Eukaryota; Metazoa; Chordata; Leptocardii; Amphioxiformes; Branchiostomatidae. Gene Ontology annotation, cellular component: membrane. The coding region runs from base 1 to 1746 and encodes 581 amino acids. Gene Ontology annotation, biological process: G protein-coupled receptor signaling pathway. The transcript is spliced from 8 exons. Gene Ontology annotation, molecular function: G protein-coupled receptor activity. The record is from RefSeq and is a predicted model, not a curated record.
AUGUGGUCGAACGAAUCGUUGGGUUUCGGCGGCAACGACACGGCGGAUUUCACGACGGCGAACAUCACCGUGCCGGCAACGCCAGGCCUCGGGGCCAGGGCGAUUGUCGUCCCGCUGGUGUACUCCAUCAUCUGCCUGGUGGGCAUCGCCGGCAACGGGCUUGUCAUCUACCUGGUGUGGCGGCACAGGGAGAUGCGAACCGUCACCAACUACUACAUCGUGAACCUGGCGGUGACUGACCUGGCCUUUCUCAUCUGCUGUGUGCCCUUCUCAGCCGCCAAGAUUGUCAGCCACUCCUGGGAGUUUGGAGAGUUCCUCUGCAAGUUCGUCUUCUACUUCAUGCAGGUCACGGCGCAGGCCACGUGCAUGACGCUGGCGGUGCUGAGUCUGGACCGGUUCUGGGCUAUCGUCAAACCCUUCCAGACCCCCUGGUUCCGAACACCUGUAGGCGUGGGUAUUACAACAGCCAUCAUCUGGAUAGGUUCGUUCCUGUUGUCCCUCCCCAUUGCCUUCUUCAUGGAGGUCUCUGAGCGAGACUGGUACGGCCGCAAGUUCUUCUGUAUAGAGGCCGAGCUGCGGCUUCCUACGGUACUGCAGCAAAACUUCAAUGUCUUUCCUAACUAUCAGAAAUGUGUUCCUCAAGAUUCGUUUCUGCUGUCUCUUCCCAUCGCCUUCUUCGUGGAGGUCUCUGAGCGAGACUGGUACGGCCGCAAGUUCUUCUGCAUUGAGGCCGAGCUGCGGCUUCCUACGUUCCUGCUGUCCCUCCCCAUCGCCUUCUUCAUGGAGGUCUCUGAGCGGGAUUGGUACGGCCGCAAGUUCUUCUGCAUGGAGGCCGAGCUGCGGCUUCCUACGGUACUGCUGCAAAACUUGCAAUUUGUCUUUCUUAACUCUCAUGAAUGUGUUCCUCAAGGUUCGUUCCUGUUGUCCCUCCUCAUCGCCUUCUUCAUGGAGGUCUCUGAGCGGGACUGGUACGGCCGCAAGUUCUUCUGCAUGGAGGCCGAGCUGCGGCUUCCUACGGUACUGCAGCAAAAGUUCAUUUAUUUUUCUAACUGCCAUGAAUGUGUUCCUCAAGGUUCGUUCCUGUUGUCCCUCCCCAUCGCCUUCUUCAUGGAAGUCUCGGAGCAGGACUGGUACGGCCGUAAGUUCUUCUGCAUGGAGGAGUUCCCAUCGGAGGAUGAGUACCGGGUCUACAUCAUCUACACCGUCCUGAUCAGCUACGUCAUCCCCCUGACCACCAGCGUGGUGAGCCACUGCCUCAUUCUCCGUUACCUGGCAACCAUGGCCGGAAACACGUCAGUCGCGCAGCAGCACGUCCUGGCCAGGAAAAAGCGGGUGACGCGUAUGGUGGCCACAGUUGUGAUCCUGUUCGCCCUGUGCUGGGCCCCGAACCACGCUGCGAACCUCUGGUGGUCCUUCAAACGGGCGGACCUGUCCGGCGGGUUCGGUCCCGUGGUCAUGUGGCUCAAGAUCGCCGCCCUGUGCCUCAGCUACGCCAACUCCUGCGUCAACCCCUUCGUCUAUGGCAUCAUGGGGGACAGCUUCAGGAAGGCCUUCAACAAGUCGUUCCGAGAGGGGAACUCCUACACGGCGGGCUCGGCCGUCGGACCCAGGAUGGCCAAAAACACGAAGGAGGAGAUCGGUAUGAUGAAGUUGGGGCUAGGGGCCGGGGAAACCGGCGUGGAUAAGCUCACUCCCGUGAGUUCUGGUCCGAACGGCGAGAUCAACAUAGAAGAUAAUCAGGUGUAA